This is a messenger RNA of Anopheles marshallii, 1284 nucleotides long. RefSeq names its product bifunctional phosphoribosylaminoimidazole carboxylase/phosphoribosylaminoimidazole succinocarboxamide synthetase (gene Paics). The transcript has 3 exons. Gene Ontology annotation, biological process: 'de novo' IMP biosynthetic process. Gene Ontology annotation, molecular function: phosphoribosylaminoimidazolesuccinocarboxamide synthase activity. Lineage: Eukaryota; Metazoa; Arthropoda; Insecta; Diptera; Culicidae. The coding region runs from base 1 to 1284 and encodes 427 amino acids. The record is from RefSeq and is a predicted model, not a curated record.
AUGGCAACCGUUACGGAAGUUGGUGGUAUCAAGACCGGUAAGCUGCUGAUCGAGGGCAAAACCAAGCAGGUGUACGAUGUGCCGACCAUGCCGGGUUUCUCGAUCCUGCUGAACAAGGACCGCAUCACGGCCCAUAACGGUGUCCGGGCGCAUGACCUUGAGGGCAAGGCGAAAAUCUCCAAUCAAACUAACGCGAAGGUGUUCACACUGCUGAACCAGGCCGGUUUGAAGACCGCGUUCGUGCGCAUGAUUUCGGACAACGCGUUCCUGGCACGCAAAUGCGAGAUGGUACCGAUCGAGUGGGUGACGCGCCGUCUCGCGACCGGUUCUUAUCUGAAGCGCAACCCCGGCGUGAAGGAGGGCUUCCGGUUCGCACCGGCCAAGGUCGAAACGUUCUUCAAGGACGAUGCAAACGAUGAUCCCCAGUGGAGCGAAGAGCAAAUUGUGUGUGCUGCCUUCAAGGUGAAUGGUGUGACUAUUGGUCAGGAUGAGGUGGAUAUUAUGCGUCAAACGACCGCACUGGUGUUUGAGGUGCUGGAGCGUGCCUGGGCCACCCGGGACUGUGCGUUGAUCGACAUGAAGAUCGAGUUCGGUGUGGAUGCGGAAGGUCAGUUGCUAGUGGCCGAUGUGAUUGAUUCGGACUCGUGGCGUCUGUGGCCGUCCGGCGAUAAGCGCCUGAUGGUGGAUAAGCAAGUGUACCGCAAUCUCGCUAACGUCACCGCCGCUGAUCUAGACACGGUAAAGCGCAACUUCACCUGGGUGAGCGAUCAGCUCGAUGGGAUGGUUGCGGCCAACAACCAUCUGGUCGUUAUCUUGAUGGGAAGCGCCUCCGACAAGGAACACUGCGAAAAGAUUGCAAAGCACUGUACCGCGCUCGGACUCAACACGGAGCUGCGGGUAACGUCGGCACACAAGGGUACGCAAACGACGCUCCACAUGGUGAGCGAGUACGAGAGUGUGUUGAGCGAGCUGGUGUUCGUUACCGUCGCCGGCCGUUCGAAUGGACUCGGACCGGUGCUGAGCGGCAACACCAACUAUCCGGUCAUUAACUGUCCGCCAGUCAAGCCGGAUAACGUCAACCAGGAUGUGUGGUCUAGCCUGAACCUACCGUCCGGACUGGGAUGCGUGACGGUUCUCUACCCGGAGGCAGCCGCCCUGCAUGCCGCUCAAAUUCUCGGCAUGAAGAACUUCAUGAUCUGGAGCAAGCUGCGUGUGAAGCAGCUGGACAACUACUCCAACCUGAUUCUGGCGGACAAAAAGAUGCGCGGAGUGCGUCAAAACUGA